AUGAUGAUCAUCGCCACCGACUACUUUACUAAAUGGAUCGAGGCCGAAGCUCUAUCCUCUACUAAAGAAGCUGAUGUGGAGCAAUUCAUCUGGAGAAACAUCAUUUGCCGGUUUGGCUGCCCACAAUCGCUGGUUACCGACAAUGGCUCACAGUUUAUUGGCAAGCAGAUCACCACCUUCUUUGCGAAAUACAAGAUCAAGCAGCACCUAUCCACCCCGAGGUAUCCACAAGGACAUUGA
This is a messenger RNA of Prunus armeniaca (apricot), 240 nucleotides long. Lineage: Eukaryota; Viridiplantae; Streptophyta; Magnoliopsida; Rosales; Rosaceae. The record is from the annotation of a GenBank genome assembly.